Molecule: messenger RNA, 165 nt
Organism: Drosophila biarmipes
Lineage: Eukaryota; Metazoa; Arthropoda; Insecta; Diptera; Drosophilidae
Exons: 2
Coding region: 1-165 (54 amino acids)
Source: RefSeq, a predicted model, not a curated record
AUGCAAGGAUGCUGGGCUCUCUCGCAGGACGCCGCUGGACGAGGACCGCAUUCAAAUGCCGCAGCAAUGCAACGGCAGGCGAGGGACCCGAAAUCCAACAAUCCACCAUCUCGUUUUCUACCACGUAACAUUAAUUUAAAGCUGUAUUUCGAGAAUUUAAUUUAA